This is a messenger RNA of Anoplopoma fimbria (sablefish), 4251 nucleotides long. RefSeq names its product ribosomal modification protein rimK-like family member A (gene rimkla). Lineage: Eukaryota; Metazoa; Chordata; Actinopteri; Perciformes; Anoplopomatidae. The record is from RefSeq and is a predicted model, not a curated record. Gene Ontology annotation, cellular component: cytoplasm. Bases 672 to 1868 code for a protein of 398 amino acids. Gene Ontology annotation, biological process: protein modification process. Gene Ontology annotation, molecular function: ATP binding; ligase activity, forming carbon-nitrogen bonds; metal ion binding. The transcript is spliced from 5 exons.
GUAAACGGAGCGCGUGCACGUUUCAGCACCAAAACUCGUGGACAGCAGCCAAACGAAGGAGAGAGAGGGGUAGUCGUGGUGGGCUAGCUUAUUGUACUAAACCGACGACUCUGCGGUCUGCAUCGCCACACCGCUGCGAUCGCGGGAAAAACUUCAUUGGUAGUUUUGAGUCGAAAAGGGGACAAUAUAAAGCGGCACAGCCUUCCGCUUUGUUCGGCCCCGGCGGGCAAGUAGUGCCGAGAGCUGGAUAACGGUCGAAGGAGACGCUUCUGCGGGGUAACGCACCGUUAUUUUCGGCUCACUUGUGUCGAAUUUGCGCGGUCUGGGUUCAAACUAAACCGCACAACGGGAGGACUAAAUGGCUGCAAAUGAAGGCGAUCGGAGGUGAUACAGAAGAGUGCUGGUCCUAGCCGGUUCGGUCCAAGACAACAGUUGAGCCGCGGUCCUGUUUUUAAGCCACAUCACAACCUGCUCGCGCUGCUAGCCGCCGAGCUCUCUCCCAUUGUGUGAGCCGCCCGACCCCCGGAUCACCACACACACCUGCUCGCCUCGCACAGCUACAACUGUGUGUGUGUGUGUGUGUGUGUGUGUGUGUGUGUGUGUGUGUGUGUGUGUGUGUGUGUUUCACGCCGGAUUCUCUUUUUUUGUAACUUUCUCCACGAAUCCACGACAUGUGUUCGCGGGUUUGGUUCGUGACCGACCGCCGGAUCAGCCAGGAGUACCCUCAGGUUCAGAUCCACCGGGCGCUGACGGAGCGCUGCGCAGACGAGGACGUUGAAUUCCGCUCCCUCCUCAUGGAUCAGAUCGUGCUAACGAUCAGCGAGGGACAGCUAGGUCUGCGAGUCGAGCAGGAAUUGGUGACAUCUUAUCCGCAGGUGGUGGUGGUGCGGGUGCCCACGCCCUGGGUGCAGUCGGAUAGUGACAUCACCGUGCUGCGUCACCUGGAGAAGAUGGGCUGCCGGCUGAUCAACCGUCCUCAUGCCAUACUCAACUGUGUCAACAAGUUCUGGACCUUUCAGGAGCUGGCCGGCCAUGGUGUGCCUCUACCUGACACCUUCUCAUACGGAGGGCAUGACAACUUCCGUAAGAUGAUUGACGAGGCAGAGCCGCUGGGCUACCCUGUGGUGGUGAAGAAUGCACGCGGCCACAGAGGCAAGGCUGUUUUCCUGGCACGGGACAAACACCACCUGACGGACCUGUGCCACUUAAUCCGCCACGAUACCCCCUACUUGUUUCAAGAGUACGUCAAGGAGUCGCAUGGCCGUGACGUCCGGGUUGUCCUUGUGGGCGGACGUGUCAUCGGCUCGAUGCUACGCUGCUCCACUGACGGUCGCAUGCAGAGCAACUGCUCCCUGGGUGGCGUUGGUAUGAUGUGCCCACUGAGCGAGCAGGGGAAGCAGCUGGCCAUAGAGGUGUCUAACAUCCUCGGCAUGGAUGUGUGUGGCAUCGACCUGCUGCAGCUCAAUGACGGCUCAUUUGUGGUCUGCGAGGCCAAUGCCAACGUGGGCUUCAUCGCCUUCGACCAGGCCUGCGGCAUGGAUGUGGCAGGCAUCGUUGCUGACUACGCCCUGUCGAUGCUCCCGAGCCGCCUCACCCGUAAGAUGUCCCUGCUGUCCGUCGUGUCGAGCACCAGCGAGACCAGCAGCGAGCCAGAGGUGUGCCCGGUGCCCUCCGGCGGGGGCUCGCUGCCCGAGGCCGUCUGCAACAUGAGUGUGGGUUCCACUUCCAGCGAAAGCGACCCAGAGCUGGCCGAGCCCUCCCAGUCCUCACCCCGUCAGUCCACAGCCCCCACCCUCCCCGAUCUUCCUGAUCCAGCCUACAACUUCAACACUCUUCUCGCCAAUGAAAUCAAACUAUUGACUGAGUAAGAUCCCAGCAGCUUCAUGCACAAACACCACAAACGCACCACAAAUACACCACAAGAACAUAUUCAAAAACACGCAGACACACACCUGUACGCAUGCCAACAGACAUUCCUUUUAAAAACACAUAUCGAUCCAAAAAACUAUUAAAACAAAGAAUGUUAAAUGCAAAACAGGAGCAGAAAAAAGAAAAAAAAACACACAUACAGACACAGCCAUAGAAAUACAAAACACGAGCCUUGUCCUACUAACUCCCGUCAAAAGAAACAAAGAUCUGAGGCUGCUCCCCUGACUCUCCUCACUUUGCACCUCUACUCCAAAACUGCAAACCCCACUAUCCAAACUUAGCUCACACGUAAGCAAGGUGGCGGCAUAGUGGUGGGAAAUAGUACAUAAGAUAACUGCCAAAUUGGCAUCUUCUAGUUUCUAAUUGCAAAAUAGUGAGGUUGAAGGUAAGUAUGUUUUUUGGAUGGGUGUUGGAUUCCCAUAAAGGCACCUGCCAUAUUUUUAUCCUUACUUUACCAUAUUAUUUAACGGAGAAUCUACGGUAUGUUGUCAUAACAAAAGGGGUUUUCUGCAGAGACAGUAGUAAGGUUUGGUGGAUUGGAGGCAAAAUGAAGUGUUUUUUUUUUUUUUCUAGUGAUUAGCUCCUUGUGAAAGGAAUACAUCCUCCUUGCCAGGCACACUAUACUGACAGUUCCAAUGUAGCAAUGUAGUAGUCUUUUCAAGGACACAGAACAGUAUGGGGACCAUCCUGCAGCAACUGGAGAUGCAGGAUUUCAUGUUACAUUUACUGCUAUUCAUAAUAAUUGAAAUGAGACUUGAAUUCACUACGUAUGUCAUAUGUUUUAAAUCCAACUACAACAGAAUGUUUACAACAUGUUUUAACGUUCCUAUAACUAAAUUCCCAAUUUUGAAUCGCUUAUAUUUACAUUUUUUCACAGUAAAUAAAGAGGCUGACGUACUGUCAUAAUUAAUUCCCUUUCAUGCUUAAAUACGAAUAUAAUCAACCAAGAUUACAAACCCAUAGCACCAAAGAGUCAUCCUCGGUGCUUACACGGUGUCCAUUCACUGUGAAUGAAGUGGGCAAAUCUAAAUGUCAGCAAAGCUACACUAACCUGUGCAAGGUAGGAGAAAUAACAAAUAGCUUUUCUUCUUUGGAGUCACAUCCCGGAAUGUAAAAAUGAACUGAGUGCCAUGACUCGGAUUUCUAUUUUUAAAUUCUGAGAUAGCUUGUUUGAUUAGCCUUACCAGCAGCAGCAGUCUGCUGCUUUUUAAAAUUCAUUCAAUAUCCAGCACUUUAUGAUUAACAGAUGAAUUUUUCUUUUUGUCGAUCAGAUGACAUAUUUAGGAAACACAAGACAGAGUGUGAAAGCUGAGUCUACACAUGAGAACAAAAUAUACCUCAAAACAGUGACUUUUUACUGCCAUGACGACACAGACAUUCAAACAUACAGUACAUAUCAGCCAGGAUCCUUGUGGUUUUCAAAUGGCCCCUGAUAUACCAGGUGUUCCUUCUCUUAAUGUCCAGAAGCUUAAGUGGUAGUAGUGUGUUCUUUUUUUAAAUGCCUUUUUGCUUUUUUUGUAAAUAUUUAGGUAGUGAAUAAGUUUCAGUGCAUACUAGUAUCCAGCUGAUGAAACUGGAAUGGCUGACAUAACUGCCAACAUUGAAAUUUUCUUAAGCUAAUGAGGACAAACUUGUUCGUACAGACCUGCGAUACUGCAAAGGUUGAAACUGAAAAUUGGUGCUAACAUUUCUGGAUUUGGUCAGAUGUGUUUUCACAGUCAUAUGAUUUGUAGAUUUUACUUUUGUUGUUCACCUUAUUUUUUUAAACAAUGAAGUACCUAACCCACAACAUCUGUUGGCAUGAUGUACAAAUAAAAAAAAUGGGAACUAUAUUUUUGCAGUCUCUUUGAUUAGAAUGUUACUUUUUUCUUUUCUUAUUAAAGAAAGGGAAAAAAAAUCCAGGGAUUUCAGUGGCCAAAAGCUUAUUGCUUAUGGUUUUUGUUCCAGUUGAUUUACCCCCUGUACACCUUCGUAGAUAACUAUCAACAUAGAGGUAGGCUAUUCUGGUGUAAUUGUCAUUCAGGAAGAAUAAUCAUUUACAGCUCUGAUCAAAAGCACAAACUCUUCAGUUCUACAUAGUGACGUCCAUGUUUUUAGACUCCUUACCCUUUCUGUUGAACACUACUCAGGGAAGCAGCCUGGAUCUCACCCCUGACCCCCGAAAGCACGACAUAUCCAUUUAAGCAUUAGACAUGUCAAAAACAUUACACAUACCUACAGGCAGACAAAAAGACACACAAACAAUGGAAAAAAAGGUUGUGAACUACAGUAUCAGACAAUGUGGUGUAUACCAUGGUUUAACAUUCACUUUUUUUCCUUGCU